AUGGCUUUGGAUCUUUCCUGGCCUUAUCUAAUCGUUGGUUGUAUUUUUGCUUCUUUAGCAAGAGCAUCCAAUAUCUCAGAUGUAUAUCCCCCUCUGUGGAAAGAGAGUCCUGGUCAGUUCAGUGACUAUAAGAUGGAAAAUGGAAAGUAUAUCAUUAACUUCUGGCAUUAUCCUGAGAGAUUGGGGACGUACAAAAUCCUACUGAACAAGACAGCCAAAUAUUUUGCAAAGUUUUCACCAGAAAAUGAACAAAAUAUUUUAUGGGGAUUGCCUGUACAUCAUGGAUGGCAAUAUCAGACAGGCAGAUUAGCUGAUCCCACGGAAAGUACGGACUGUGGCCGUAAAUCUGGGGAUCAUCUGUGCAUCUCUGUGGACAGUUGGUGGGCUGAUCUUAAUUAUUAUCUCUCUGCAAUGCCCUUCCUUGCUGCGGUUGAUUCUGGUAUAAUGGGGAUACCAUCAGACAAAGUCACCUUUCUGCCACCGCCCAAGGAUCAGAUGAAUUUUUGUUACAAUGUUUCUAGCUGUCAUUCAUCCUUUCCAGAAGCAAUGAAAAAGUGGAAUGAAUUUUACCAGCACGUGAAGUCACAUUCUAGUACCUUUGAUGACCUGUUGGAGUACUUAUGGGCUGCACAUGUCUCAUCUUUGGAGAUUGCUCGUAAAAACUUUCACAAUAGAUUAAAAUACUAUUCUAAACAAGAAGCUGAUUUUGAAAGAAGCUGGGCUUUAUUUGUGGAUUAUUUAGCUCCACCACUCUUUCCUACAACCUUAAUUAGAACAUAUGAAUUCCAGAAGGAGCUGCCAAAACGCAUGCUUAUGAAUGAGGAUAGAGCCCCCUUCAUCCGUGACUUUAGUGGCUUUCAGAACACAGUCCUGUUUGCUCUAAGUGUUCUCCACAAAGUACAUAAGUACACAGGUACAUUAUCUUUUGUUUUAUGGAAAACUUUAAUGAAGUCAACAGUUGCAAGGAAACUGUUUCUAGAGAUUUUGGAAUUCAUUCUUCAUUCUUUCAAUUAA
Molecule: messenger RNA, 1014 nt
Organism: Puma concolor (puma)
Lineage: Eukaryota; Metazoa; Chordata; Mammalia; Carnivora; Felidae
Product: protein LEG1 homolog
Source: RefSeq, a predicted model, not a curated record